CAAGACCCUCUAAAUUACUGAUCUCAGAGCAAUGUUUAAGCGAAGCUGCACCCUCCUAGCCGAAAUACCAAAGCAGGAGGUGCUCCAGUGGCUGGGCUCCAUUGAGACCGUACUCUUUGGGACAGACGGAGUACUGUGGAACUUUGACGACCCCAUCAAAGGAUCUGUGGAAACCUUCAAUGCCACUAGGAACAAGGGGAAGCGCUGCUUCUUAGUGACCAACGAUUCCAGUAUGGUAGCCAGCGAUAUGGCGCAGAAGGCCAUGUGUCUCGGUCUCAAAGUAGGGGAACAGGAAAUUCUCACCUCAGCGGCAUGCAUAUCCAACUAUCUGGUGGUCAAAAAGUUCAAAAAGAAAGUUCUAGUCGUGGGCGAGACAGGAAUCCAAGAAGAGCUCCAGAAGGCUGGCAUCCAAUCCGUUACCAUAGAUCAGGAGGCAGAAGAACAUAAGAUGGGGCCAUUUGCCCGGAAUUUAAUAGUCGAUCCGGAUGUGGGAGCUGUGGUGGUCGGCAGAGACAAGAGCUUCAACGUGUCCAAGAUCGUCGUGGCCUGCACCUAUCUGCUCAACCCCAAGGUUAUGUUUCUGGGGACUUGCAUGGAUACCAUCUACCCGGUGUGCGAAAAGCGUGUGACUGUGGGUGCCGCGGCUAUGGUGGCUGCCAUUGAAAAAAGCAGCAACCGGAAGCCCCUCAUCAUGGGCAAGCCCAAUCCUCAAAUGGUGUAUAAGCUGAGGCAGUCCGGAGUCCUCAAGCCGGAGAAGACCCUCGUCAUUGGGGAUCGAUUAAGUUCGGAUAUCAUCUUUGCCAAUAACUGCGGGUUCAAAUCACUUUUAGUGGGCUCGGGAGCGGGCUCUCUCGAGGAAGCGCAGCAACUAAAAAUGGAAGGCAAUGAAAAAAAACUGAUGAUGGUUCCCGACACGUUUUUGCCCAGCUUGGGCCAUUUAAUGGAGUAUCUGUGUGAAGAUGAGAAAAUUAAAGAAACUGAUGAGGGUAAAGCGGAAAAGAAGCGUGUCGACAAUACAGGGAACGAAGCUAAAGCCGCAUAAUGCGAUUCCUCAAAUUUUAAAUUUUCCCGGGUAAAUCAAACAGCUGUUUGGUCGCAGCCAACCUUUUACAACACUUGCUGAUGUAAAUAUCGAUGUAUCGAUAUAUAGAUGCCUUCAAUAGAAAUAUAUUGUUGUCAGC
This is a messenger RNA of Drosophila persimilis, 1181 nucleotides long. Its product is annotated as pyridoxal phosphate phosphatase. Gene Ontology annotation, molecular function: phosphatase activity. The transcript is spliced from 2 exons. Gene Ontology annotation, cellular component: cytoplasm. NCBI's taxonomy places the organism in Eukaryota, Metazoa, Arthropoda, Insecta, Diptera, Drosophilidae. The coding region runs from base 32 to 1042 and encodes 336 amino acids. The record is from RefSeq and is a predicted model, not a curated record.